AUGGGGGCUCCAACUAUUAUCAACCUCGAUGCUCUCACACGAGUUAAUGCUACAGGCGUGCCUCUUGACGCCGUGAUCGAGACGGCGUGGGCCAUAACUCACCAUAUCUACACCAACGACAAUGAGGUCAAGUUUAUCCGACAUCUAUCAGACAGCCGAACAGCUUCUGUUGUUCGGAGUUUCCUCCUUGAGCACGAUUCGUCCCCCGAAGCAAUCGCAAAGCAUGGCUGCCAAGUUGUUCAUGUAAACGGCCGGCCAAAUACAUUGAACUUGGACCCGUCGGCACCGAGCUAUACGCUGCUUGUUAGGAGACUUGCUUUGAUCAUAUUGUCUCAAGAUGGUAGCCCCUCGAAUCUGGAAUCCGAUCAGGACUCGUUCACCCUUAGAAUCGUAGUGGACAACAAAACUGUUCGAGGGAACUUUGUCGCUAAAGACAGGACUCAUGACGAAUUCCUAAGUGGCAUUGCGGAGACCAUUCAGCUGGUGAGCGAGACGAUUGCGGAAAAUUGGACUUUGCCACUCAGCCAGAUGAAAUUCCUGGGCCCGGAGAACUGGAAGCGACUGGCUCGCGAUGCGCCCGAGACGGCAGUCAUUGGACCAUCUGUCAUGCGGGACAUUUUAGACCAUUGGAGUGCGAAUCUGCCAAACAAAAUUGCCGUCGAGGCGUGGGAUGGAGAGCUGACCUACUCUGAGCUUCAUGAAUCGGCAACAAAAUUAGGGCAGGUUCUCAUUCAGGCCGGUGUUGGCUUUGAAGAGCGAGUUGGUAUAUGCAUGAAGAAGAGCAAAUGGUCUAUCAUCACAUUUUGGGGACUCCUUCUUGCCGGGAUUACAGGAGUCCCCCUGGAUGUGAGGAAUCCAAAGAAAAGAACCAGCGCGCUCCUUGCAAGAGUUGAAGCUCGUUUCGUGAUUGCAGACGACUGGACAGCCCCCGGCCUAGAGGGAAUCGAGACUGGCAUCAUUCGCUGCAAUGCAGAUACGCUGGCAGGCAGCAACAGGUUCGAGUCCGUCACAGACAGGCCGCCAGUCACCCCGCAAACGGUGGCCUUCAUUCUGUUUACUUCAGGAAGCACAGGCUUCCCCAAGGCCGUGACUGUCGAGCAUGGCCCGUUGUACGGGUCGACAGUCGAAAUUGCCCGCGAGCUCUACCUAGAGCAAUCUUCCAAGUCGUUUCAGUUCGCAUCAUUUGUUUCUGACAUUAGCAUGGGCGACAUAUUUUCAACCAUGUUUAAAGGUGGCUGCAUCUACGUUCCCUCGGAGGAAGACCGGCUGAGCAACCUACAGUUUGUUCUGGAGAAGUGUCAGGCGACGCAUGCUGCUCUCACGAGCACUGUCAUGUCACAACUGAAUCCCGAGAAACUCACCCACCUUCGAUACAUGAUUGCUGUAGGGGAGGCCAUAUCCAAAGAAAACACGGUUCGCUGGCGCCCGUAUGUCCAUAUGAUAUCAGCCUACGGAAUUGCCGAGUCCAUCAUCUAUGACAGCUUCGCCAGCCCAGAGAACCUCGCAUCCGACUACCGCAGCAUCGGCUUGGCAAAGGGGCCUUGCGUAUGGGUCACUAGUAUCCAUGACCCAGAGAAACUCUUACCCUUUGGUGCGGUGGGAGAGAUCGUCAUAGAAGGUCCGUUGCUCGCUAGGGGUUAUAUGGGAGACCCCCAAAAGACUGCAGAGCGGUUCAUACAGGCACCAUCAUGGCUCAAGGCAUAUAGAGGGGAGCGAGAUGAUCAUCGAUGCUAUCGGUCUGGGGACUACGGGAUCAAGAAUCCUGACGGCACAACAUUAUACUUGGGCCGAGCUGAUACUCAAGUCAAAAUCCGCGGCCAGCGCGUCGAGCUUGGGGAAAUUGCAUUUUGUCUUUUGAAUGCCGAGCCAAGCCUAGGCCAAGUUGCCGUUGAGGCCAUCACUUUGCAAAGCCGUGGUGAUACCCAGACGCUGGCGGCUUUUUGCAAACGGCCUGCCGGAGAUUUAGAUGCGUCUGGCCCUUCAAUCUUGCCGCUGGAUGAAGAAACCAAAGCCUUGUUUAUCGAUGUGCAGUCAAAACUUGUUGAAUUCCUCCCCCAGUACAUGGUCCCCUCUCUAUUUAUCCCGGUGAAUGAUAUACCCAAGAACGCAGCUGGGAAGAGAGACCGUAUCACCUUACUUCAAUGGGGAGCAGCUCUGACAGAGGAGCAAAUUUCCGACUACCAGCUCCGGACUAGUUCUGCGGAAGCAGCUCCUGAAACCUCUGCGGAAAAGCUGCUUCACAGGGUUUGGGCUAGAGUGCUUCGAGCACCUGAGUCUUCGUUCGGGACUCGGGACAACUUCUUCCAAGCCGGCGGCGAUUCUGUCAAGGUUAUAGAGCUGCUAGCUGCGUUGCGAGAGCAGGGCAAGAAAAUCACUGUCGCGGAGGUAUUCCAACACCCCAAUAUGCAAGAGAUGGCCGAGCAUCUGGUUGAAAUGGAUGAGACCGAUAAGGAUUGCACAACUAAGCCAUUUGAACUAUUUCCAGGUGGCCGCGAUAACGCUAUCCAGCAGGUGGCGCAUGCAUGCGAAGUUGGCACAGAUGCUAUCGAGGACAUUUAUCCCACGACACCGUUGCAGGAGGCUCUGAUGGCCAUUUCUGCACAGAAGGCAGAAGCUUAUACGCACAGGACGAUCUUUAGUGUCCCUGAAACGCUGGACAUUGGCCGUUUUCAACAAGCCUGCGAGAAGCUAGUUGCAGAGCAUUCUAUCUUCCGAACUGCCAUCCUUACUCUGCCCGAUGUUGGAGCUGUUCAGGUUGUGCUCCGGUCCAAGAUCAAAUGGCACGAGUUUGAAACCUUGGAUGAUAUGGUACACUUUGAUUCAAUCACCCCGUUUUCAUAUGGUUCAGCGCUCUGCAGAUACGCCCUAGUUCGAGCGGAACAGAAUGUCACACACUUUGUUUGGAGUGGCCACCAUUCCAUUUCAGAUGGCUGGUCGCGGCCGGCAAUGUUUGAUGAGUUGCGGCACAUUUACGAACAUGGAACCGCUCAUCCUCAAGUUCCGUUCACUUCGUUUAUCAAACAUGUCUCCCGGCUGGAUCUGGAUGAAUCCGACGGCUUCUGGAGAGAACAGUUCCCGGACUCGGUCGAGCAAUUUCCCAAAUUGCCUGCACCAGGCUAUACACCGAGGGCAGAGGCCUCGGGAGAUAUAAGUUUCAGCCUUGGCCGCCGGGAGAAAUCCCAGAUUACUAUGGCCACCGUCUUGCAAGCAGCGUGGGCUCUUGUACUCGGUACAUACUCAAACCUGGACGAGGCCGUAUUCGGCUUGACAUUGUCUGGCCGAGAUGCUCCCGUCCCCGGCAUAACGGAGACAAUGGGCGUGACGAUCACCACUGUGCCGGUGCGGAUCGUGUUUGAUAACACUAGCACCAUCGUGGAAUACUUGCAAGAAGUUCAACAAUACGUCUCAACCAUAAAGAACCACCAACAUGUCGGCCUCCAGCGAAUCCAGCGUCUGAGCCCUGAAGCCCGCUCCGCAACCAGGUUUGAGAAUCUCCUCGUUGUCCAGCCAGUGGAUGAGGCGGAGGAUCACAAAGCCCUUGAGGAUCUCGGGCUUAGACUUAUCAAGAGGGAGGAAAGAGACACAGACCAGUAUGCCCUGACAGUCAAGUGUACGAUUGGAAAUGCCGACGGAUCCGUGCAUGUCAAAGCUCACUACGACGAGAGCAUUUUGGGGCGCAAGCUGAUGCAUUGCUUGCUUCACCAAUUCAAACACCUGGCCAUUCAUCUUGCAGCUGAGUCCGACGAGGUAUCCCUCCACGACCUGGACAGGAUGUCAGCCCACGAUUUGGAUCUACUAGCACAGUGGAACGGCCAUGUCCCCGUUGCGGUUGAGCAGACACUGCAUGGGCAAUUCCAAGAACGAGCAGCUGCUACUCCGACUGCCAUUGCUCUUGAUGGCUUCGAUAGUAGAUUGACCUACGAGGAGCUAGACGCGCAAUCGGCUCAGUUGGGACACUACUUGCACAAUCAAGUCGGCGUCGACCUGGAGUCGCGGGUCAUCCUCUGUUUUGGCAAAUCAAAGAUUCCAAUCAUUUCGAUGCUGGCAGUUCUUAAAAGCGGAGGCGUCUGUGUUUCCAUCAAUCCAGAGCACCCGACUCCUCGCUUGGUCGAAAUGAUUCACGAUGCUGAGGCGAAUGUUGUCCUUUGCGACCAAGGCAGCGUGGAUCGUUUCAAAGAUCAUGCGACGCAUGUGGUUGGAGUGUCGGAGUCUUUUAUUGCAAAGCUCAACAUGACUGUCAUACCUGGCGAGCCUAAACUACCGCACGUAGCUCCUAGCAAUGCAUCUUUUGUCGUCUUCACAUCAGGUAGCACGGGCAAGCCAAAAGGAUCACUACUAGAGCAUCGAUCCCUUGCCACGGAUAUGGAUGCCGUCGGUGAAAGAAUUGGGCUUGAUGCUAGGAGCAGAACACUUCAAUUCUCUUCGUACACAUUUGACGCCCAUAUCCUGGAGAUUUUCGGAACCCUCCUCAGGGGGGGCUGUGUCUGCGUGAUAUCUGAUUCCGAGAGAAUGAACCGCCUCUCAGAAGUGAUGAAUGAGCGUCAGGUCAACUUUGCGCUGCUUACAAAAACAGUUUCAAGGCUUUUGGACCCGGAGAAGCUACCCACACUCAAGUCCUUGAUCCUGAGUGGCGAGGCAAACGGCCGUCAAGAUUACUGGCGGUGGGCAGAACGUGUCAAAUUGUUCAACGGAUUGGGACCGUCCGAGUGCACACCAUUGGUUUGCUUGACCCGUGAUAGAGUCGCAAGGGAUGACGAUCCCGCAAACAUUGGCCACCCUCUGGCCUGCAGUAUCUGGAUCACUGAUCACCGCCGGCGAGACAGACUUGUCCCAAUCGGACGUGUUGGUGAAUUAACCGUUGAGGGUCCCAUAGUCGGUCGAGGCUAUAUCAACAGGCCUAGAGAAAAUGCCGCUUCCUUCUUCGCUGAUCCCUCCUGGUCCAGGGAUGGAUCCGGGCGUACAAGAAGAUUCUACCGCUCUGGAGAUCUCGCAAGAAUGAAUGCUGAUGGAAGCAUAACCUUCCUUGGCCGAGUUGACAACCAAGUCAAAAUUCACGGUCAGCGUGUAGAGCUGGGGGAGAUUGAGGAUCAGCUGCGGCGCUGCAGUCCGGCCUUUGUUGCCAGCGCAGUUGACACUGUCAAGAUGUCGAGCAGAGGAGGAGCCACGGCGUUGGUGGUAUUCUAUGCCGCUGGCCAAGAAGGCCAGAAGACUGCCCGGCUCAUUGAAUCAGCCAGUCCAAUUCUGGAUCUUGACGAGGCUUCGGAACAACAGUUCAGGGCUGCCCAAGCAAACUUGAUGGAAGCGCUCCCUAGCUACAUGGUGCCCUCGUUAUUCAUUCCUGUCACCCACCUCCCGUUUAAUGCCUCUGGCAAGCUAGAGAGGGACACUCUCCGGAACUGGGUGUCCGCUCUGUCCGCUGUCCAGUUGGGCCAAUAUUAUCUUUCUGAUCGGACAAGUCUACGAGAGCCCGAAACGAAAAGUGAGAAGCACCUGCAAAGUCUUUGGGCAAAAGUCUUGGAGAUCCCAUUAAACACUAUUCACGCCGAAGAUAACUUCUUCCGCCUUGGUGGUGAUUCUGUGCUGUCAAUGCGGCUGAUUGCCGAUGCCCGUGCCGAAGGUCUGUCAAUGACCGUUGCUGAGGUUUUCAAAACGCCUGUUCUACAAGAUCUGGCUGAAUCGGUAUCUGACAGAUAUGAGAUCCAAGACGCCGGGCUCAGCGGAAAAGUACCGUAUGAGCCGUUUUCUUUGCUCAAAGACAAGGCGAGCGUGGAUGAUUGUAUCAAGCAAGCUGCCGAGGACUGUAACGUCUCGCUAGACAUGAUUGAGGACAUCUACCCUUCUACCCCGACACAAGAGGCCCUAAUGGCCGUCUCGUCUCAUCGGCCCAAGGCCUACACGUAUCAAGUAAUUCUCAAAAUACCAACCUCAAUGGACAUUGGUUUGUUUCAGUCAACUUGGGAGAAAAUGGUCAGUGAUCGGGCAAUCUUCAGAACUAGAAUCAUAUUCCGCAGGGGCGUUGGAUCCCUGCAGACGCGUUUGCCAGAGAAGCUUCCACAGUACAUGAUUCCUUCUGCAUUUAUACCUAUCGCAUUCAUCCCAACCUCGGCCUCUACAAAGGUGGAAAGAAAGCGCUUGAGGGAAUAUGCGCAGAAUCCUGCUAUAGAGGCUUACUUGAGCAGUGAAAACCAUGUUACUAAAGAGCAGCCAAGAAGCGGCAUCGAAUCAACUCUUCAUCUUAUCUGGUCCCAAGUGCUCAACUUGAGGCCAGACGAGAUUGGGAUUAAUGAGAACUUCACGUCUCUCGGUGGAGAUUCCAUUACAGCCAUGCAGGUCGUUUCAGAGUGCCGGAAACACGGCGUCAAGCUCCAAGGCACGGAUUCACCAAAUCUGAAGGUCAAUGAUGCAAAACAUCAACAAGAGUUCCGGGGCACUGUUGAGCAGCUCAAGCAAGCACUGGCCAGUGUUCUACCUCAGUACAUGGUUCCUUCUGCUUACAUCCCCGUCUCCCGCAUACCUAUUACUCCAUCCGCUAAGACAGAUAAGAAGCUGUUGAGAGAAUUCGCUCUGGGCCUCACAAUAGAAGCAGCAUUUAUGCAGGACACUGCCUUGGCCAAGCAACAACCAACAAAUGAAGUCGAGCAAGAACUACAAAAUAUUUGGGUCAAGGUACUCAAUGUCCCCGCAGAAAAGAUCGGCAUUCAUGACAGCUUCAUGUCAAUUGGAGGAGAUUCAAUUACUGCGAUGCGUGUGGUGGCUCUUUGCCGAAAGGCCCAUCUCAAGCUCCCAGUGUCUGCUAUCUUGCAAAAGAAAACAAUUGCGGCUAUUGCCCCUCAUUGUGAAAGGGAUAUGAAUGGCUUGUCUAAUACUGCACUCGAUAACGCGCCCCAAGACACCUGGUUCGACCUAACACCUAUCCAGAAGCGGUACUUCGAGCAAGAGUCGAAGGAUGGCCGCAUUCAAUAUAAUCAGAGUUUAAUGCUUCGCCUCAAGAGAGACGUGACGACUGAGACACUAAGGGCAGCCUUCGACCUCAUUGUAUCUCGCCACGGAAUGCUACGAGCUAGAUUCGAGAUCCAAGAUGCGCCAGAGAAUGUUCAAGACAUGCUUCCCACUUCGCCAUUCCAACGCUUUGCACUUCAAGGACACUUGGAUGACCCUCCAAGACACUGGACGCACUACUAUUUUGAGCUUCCUCACGAUGUCGAUGUCGGUAAGCUUCGGAACACGUGUGCCAACCUAGUCAAACACUACUCUAUUCUCCGCACCAUUUUCGUCCAACAUGGAGACGAAUUCGUUCAAAUUGUUCUCAAGUCAUAUGAACCCAAGAUCGAUUAUUCCUACGAAGAGACGGAAGAUAUCACGACCCUUAUGGAGACCAUCUUUCAUCGGGACAUUGGGUUGCUUCCACCUCUGGGGGGGGCAUUCCUUCGCUUUGCAAUUAUCCAGACCCCGACAAGAUGCCGUCUGUUGAUGCGCUUGUCUCAUGCACAGUUUGACGGCUUCAGCCGUGUCAGCUUUGUCAAAACAUUGGCUAACCUUUACCACGAUCCAAAUUAUUCCGCAAAUUCUCUUGAUUACGCAGAAUUCAUCCAACAAGCGGGGCGGAAUCGCGCACAAAGCAGUGACUUUUGGAGAAAUCUUCUUCUUGGAAGUCACCCUACCAGUGUGCUGAAUAUUAAGCAGAAUGCCACUGCCAAGGGCACAGUAAUUCGUGUCGAGAAGACGAUCCCACCAUUCCGUAAAUUAGAAGGGAUCACCUCAGCUACCUUUUUCAACGCCGCCUGCGCCAUACUUGUCCAAACCUUGACAAACGCGUCUGAUGUCACCUUUUGUCGCUUCGCUUCGGGUCGUGGCGGCCUCGACGCCAAGUUCCAAGAGUUGGUUGGCCCUUGCGCAAACCUGGUUCCCUUGCGUGUACGGUUCCCUCAAGGUUAUCAGACAGAAGCAUCGCAUGUAUUUGAGCAAAUUCAUGAACAAUCCAUCAAGUCGAUUUCUCACGAGGCGUUUGGCCUUGAUGAUAUCAUUCGCGAAUGUACGGACUGGUCUACGUCAAUGGCAACCUUUCCCAUCAUAACACAGCACUUGAACUUGGAGGAGGGAUCCGAGAGCGAGCUGGACGGCGCUUUCAGCGCAAACGUGUGGGAGCCAGAAACGGCGGAUCCAUUCCCUUGGAGUCUGGCUUUGGGUGCUUUCCCUGGGCGUGCGGGCGUUAAUGUUUCAAUUGCCGUUAAUUCAAACUACAUGGAACGGGCCAUGGUGGAGAAAAUACACGAAGGGCUUUGCCAGGUGAUCGGGGAGAUUUCGAGGGGGGGACUUGAUUGA
Molecule: messenger RNA, 8322 nt
Organism: Clonostachys solani
Lineage: Eukaryota; Fungi; Ascomycota; Sordariomycetes; Hypocreales; Bionectriaceae
Source: the annotation of a GenBank genome assembly